AAGAUACCCUGUGACUUGGACUUUGGAUGGCCACAUCCUUUUCGAUCGUUGCUCGGAAAGAUACCGGUAUCCAACAAACCACUUGUAUUGCUUGGCUUCUCAAAUCAAAUCGGUUCCUCUGGUCAUAGAUUUUGACCCAUCAAUUUUGUGUGAAUCUUAUUAUAUCCAAUCAACACCAUGUUGUCCAACACUAUCCGUCGCUCUGUGGCUUCUGCCUCCAACAAGCGCUUCAUGAGCGCCAUCACUGGUGUUCAGGGCCGAGAGAUUAUUGAUUCUCGUGGAAAUCCCACUGUCGAGGUGGACAUUACUACUUCUCAAGGAACCUUUACCGCCAGUGUCCCUUCUGGAGCUUCCACCGGAGCCUACGAAGCCUGCGAAUUGCGUGAUGGUGGUUCUCGUUACAUGGGAAAGGGUGUUCUCCAGGCUGUGGAAAAUGUGAACACUGUCCUCAAGGACACUGUCAUGGGUAUGGAUGCUGCCGACCAAAGGGCCAUCGAUGAUGCCAUGAUCGCCGCUGAUGGCACCCCCAACAAGAACAAUGUCGGUGCCAACGCCAUUCUUGGAAUCUCUCUCGCUGCCUCCAAGGCCGGUGCUUCUGCCGCCGGUGUUCCUCUCUGGAAGCACUACGCCAACCUUGCUGGUAACCCCAACCCCGAUGUUCUUCCCGUUCCUUGCUUCAAUGUGAUCAAUGGCGGAGAACACGCUGGAAACAAAUUGGCAUUCCAGGAAUUCUUCAUCAUCCCCACUGGAGCUGAAACUUUCAGCGAAUCCAUGGCCAUUGGUUGCGAAGUCUUCCACAACUUGAAGCAGGUCAUCAAGAAGAAGUUCGGUGGUGAUGCCACUUUGAUUGGAGACGAGGGUGGUUUCGCUCCUCCCUGUGAUGUCGAAUCUGGAUUGGACAUGUUGAUGGAGGCCAGUGAAAAAGCCGGACACUUGGACAAGAUCACCGUUGGUUUGGAUGUCGCCAGUUCCGAAUUCAAGGUCGCCGGAAAGGAUGCCUACGAUUUGGAUUUCAAGACCACUGGAGCCGAUAAGGACACCUCCAUGACCUUGAGCGGUGACGAAAUGAUUGCUUUCUACAAGAGCAUUAUCGACAAGUACCCCAUUGUUACCAUUGAGGAUCCCUUUGACCAAGACGACUGGGAAAACUGGUCCAAGAUUGUUGCUGCUGUCGGAAAGGAUGUCCAGAUUGUCGGAGAUGAUUUGACCGUCACCAACCCUAUCAAGAUUCAACAAGCCAUUGAGGAAAAGUCUGCCAACUGCUUGUUGUUGAAGGUCAACCAGAUUGGAAGCAUUAGCGAAUCCAUUGACGCCGUCAAGCUUUCCAAACAGAACGGAUGGGGAGUCAUGACAUCCCACAGGUCUGGAGAAACCGAGGAUAGCUACAUUGCCGACUUGGCCGUCGGUCUUUGCACUGGACAAAUCAAGACUGGUGCUCCUUGCCGUGGUGAACGUACUGCCAAGUACAACCAAUUGUUGCGCAUUGAAGCCGUUCUCGGAGGUGCCGCCAAGUACCCAGGAAUGGGCUUCCGCACGCCCUCAUGGAUGGGUUAAACAACGCAAUUCGGUAUUGCAGGAGGCUUGAGUGAAGGUAGAAUCUUUGGUAAUUGCAAAUGGCUCUGUCUGAGCGGUGAACUAAUUUUAAAAGAAGUAGAACGUGUAUCCUUUGCACUUAG
Seminavis robusta is the source of this 1676-nucleotide messenger RNA. The record is from the annotation of a GenBank genome assembly. Lineage: Eukaryota; Bacillariophyta; Bacillariophyceae; Naviculales; Naviculaceae.